Messenger RNA from Mizuhopecten yessoensis (Yesso scallop), 4442 nucleotides. Its product is annotated as nuclear export mediator factor Nemf-like. NCBI's taxonomy places the organism in Eukaryota, Metazoa, Mollusca, Bivalvia, Pectinida, Pectinidae. Gene Ontology annotation, cellular component: RQC complex. The record is from RefSeq and is a predicted model, not a curated record. Gene Ontology annotation, biological process: rescue of stalled cytosolic ribosome; ribosome-associated ubiquitin-dependent protein catabolic process. Gene Ontology annotation, molecular function: tRNA binding; ribosomal large subunit binding. The transcript has 33 exons. Bases 100 to 3432 code for a protein of 1110 amino acids.
GUAACCGGAAGCAUCUUAUUGUGAAACCACCUCAUGACGUGCGAAGUUUCGUCACCGUUUUCCCCGUAAACAGACCUCAACAGAGAAAGACAAUUCAAGAUGAAGUCACGAUUUAGUACUAUCGACAUAGCUGUCGUUAUUAAAGAGCUUCAAAGGUGCUAUGGUAUGCGAGUUGUAAAUGUGUAUGAUGUUGACAACAAAACCUACCUCAUCAAGUUAGGACGGCCAGAGGAAAAGGCUGUUAUACUGAUAGAGUCUGGCAUCAGAAUUCACUGCACUGAGUUUGAUUGGCCAAAGAACAUGGCUCCGUCGGGUUUCUCCAUGAAGCUGAGAAAGCAUAUCAAAGGUCGACGUUUGGAGUCCAUCACACAGCUUGGUGUAGACAGGAUAGUUAAUCUCCAGUUUGGGUCCGGAGAAGCUGCGUAUCAUGUCAUCCUGGAACUAUAUGAUAGAGGAAAUGUUGUGCUGACCGAUUAUGAGUUUACAAUCUUGAACAUUCUGCGGCCCCGUACUGACCAGAGCCAGGAUGUGAGAUUUGCUGUACGAGAGAAGUAUCCCAUCACAUCCACCAAAACACACGAGGUUCCUACAGACGAAAAGUUAAUGGGACUACUUUCUGCAGCAAAAGAGGGUGACUCCUUGAAGAAGGUCCUUGUGUCGCAUCUGGACUAUGGUCCUGCCAUUAUUGAUCACAGCCUGAUGAUAGCUGGUGUUCCCGAGUAUGCCAAGAUCGGCAAACAUUUCUCCAUUAAAGAUGACCUACAGAAGCUAAGGAUUGCUGUGGAGGAGGCAGAAAUGCUAUUUGCUUUACUGCAGAGUGAACCCUGCAAGGGUGUUAUUGUACAAAAGAGAGAGAAGCGAGUCACAGUGAAGGACGGCGACAGCCAGGAACUGCUGACAUAUGAAGAGUUCCAUCCGAUGGUGUUCAAGCAGUUCGAACAUAAAACAAUGUGUGAAUUGGUUACAUUUAACAAGGCUGUGGAUGAAUUUUUCUCACAGUUGGAAAGUCAGAAGCUGGAUAUGAAAAGUUUGCAACAGGAAAAAUCAGCAUUGAAAAAGCUUGAUAAUAUAAAAAAGGAUCACGAGAAGAGAAUUGACAGCCUUCAGAAAGUGCAGGAGACCGACAUCAGUAAGGGCCAGCUCAUCGAAAUGAACCUGGAGCUGAUUGACAAGGCCAUUACGAUUGUGAGGAGUGCGAUAGCCAACCAGAUAGACUGGACAGAGAUCAACAACCUGGUAAAGGAGGCCCAGACACAAGGGGAUCCGGUCGCUAAGGCCAUCAAAGGCCUCAAACUCGAUUCCAACCACAUUACAAUGUUGCUCAGAGACCCAUAUGCAGACAGCGAUGAGGAAGACGAUGAGUGUCUCUCACCACAGAAGGUUGAUGUUGACCUUUCUGUCAGUGCUUAUGCCAACUCUCGCAGGUUCUUUGACAAGAAGAAACAGGCUGCUAAGAAAGAACAGAAGACCAUUGAUGCUUCUGCCAAGGCUCUCAAAUCUGCCGAGAAGAAGACCAAAGAGACGCUGAAGGAGGUAGCGACAGCAGCCUCCAUCAACAAGACGAGGAAAACCUACUGGUUUGAGAAGUUCCUGUGGUUCAUCACCUCUGAAAACUUCCUGGUGAUAGGUGGUCGAGAUCAACAACAGAACGAGAUGAUCGUGAAGCGCUACCUCAAACCAGGGGACCUGUACGUCCAUGCUGACCUCCACGGAGCCAGUAGCUGUGUCAUCAAAAACUCAACUGGUAAUCCUGUACCUCCGAAGUCUCUCAAUGAAGCAGGAAGUAUGGCCAUUUGUAACAGUGCAGCUUGGGAUGCGAAAGUUGUGACCAGUGCAUGGUGGGUUUAUCAUGAUCAGGUGUCCAAGACUGCGCCUUCUGGGGAGUACCUGACGACAGGAAGUUUUAUGGUCAGAGGAAAGAAAAACUAUCUUCCACCAUCAUUUCUUGUGUAUGGAUUUGGGUUUGUUUUCAAGCUUGAAGAUGAUUCCAUCAUUCGUCAUAAAGGGGAGCGCAAAAUCCGAACAACUGAGGAAGAUGAGAUGUCCAUCAUAACAGAGAGUGAUAUGGCCACAGAUACUGCCAGCAUGGCGGAUGUCAGUGAUGAUGACAGCAGUGACCAGGACGACACCUCACAGACAGGUGAAGAGGGGCAGCAACAGGGGCUUGACACACUCGAGGAACAGGAGGAGGAAACUCAGGAACAAGGCAUGCAAAUAGUGGAGGUUAAAGUUGAAGGGGUCAAAGAGAAGGUGAAAGAGGAGGUAGAAGAAGAGAAAGAAGAGGAGUCCUCAAUGUUCCCAGACACAGAAAUAAGUUUGCAACACAUCAAGGGAGAUAAGUAUGAACUACAGAGAGGAAGAAGUAACACCAGUGACAGUGUUGAGACUGUGGAGAUAUGUGUGGAGAAGGAGAAGAAGCCUGUGGUACCAACAGUUGUACGACUGUCAGCUAAGCAAAGAAGGGACCUGAAAAAAGCCAAGAAAGCUGCACAACAGCCCCAGGAAGAUGAGGAGGACAGUGUAUCGUGGCUCAGUCAAGGUCAACAAGGUCAAAAGGGAGGUCAAGGACAUCAACAGCAGCUGGAUCAGCAAAAACAGCAGCUGGAUCAGCAGAAACAGCAGCAGAAAGCCAUUGAAGAAAGACUGUCUGUCAAUAAGGAAGAACAUAACGAUUCAGAUGAUUCAAAACUACACCAACCCGAAAACAAACAGAUUCAGGAGCAGCAAACACAAGCAAAACGAGGCCAGAAGGGUAAGUUGAAGAAGAUGAAAGAAAGGUAUGCAGAUCAAGAUGAAGAGGAGAGGCAGCAAAAGAUGGAUAUUUUAGCGUCUGCUGGUUCUAAAAAAGAAGAUAAAAAAAAGAAAGGGAAGAAGGGAAAAGGAGGCGAGUCUGAUCAAUCACGACCUCAGAGUGCCAAACAGCAGUUACAGCAACAGAAGAAAAAAGGCCUCCCUCGUGGAGUAGAUGUCAUUCUACAGCCCACCGCAAAUCUCAUCGUAGAAGAUGCUACUGGAAUAACAGAAGACAAAAAAGCUGAUCAAGAGAUUGAGGGAGUUCCAGGAAACAGUCGGGAGGAUAAGAUUGAUGACAAGGGAGAGGAUGAGACAACACACGUAGCAGAUGAUCUUCAGAUGUUGGACUCCCUUACUGGAAUACCAGUCACAGAGGAUGAGCUUCUUUACGCUAUUCCUGUGUGUGCACCUUACAAUUGUUUGGUCAACUACAAAUACAAAGUAAAACUUACACCAGGUUCAACGAAGAGAGGAAAAGCUUCAAAGACGGCAUUGAAUAUGUUUCUACAUGACAAGGCAGCAACGAGUCGGGAAAAGGAUCUAAUGAGAAUAUUAAAAGAUAUUGAUCAAAGUCGUAACAUUCCAGGAAAAGUUAAGGUGUCUGCACCCAAUCUUCACAGGAACAAGAAGAAGAAGUGACCAGAAAACAGACAAAAGGUUUAUUUGUAAAUUAAGUUAGUGAAUUGGAUACGCAUCUGGACUGAUGAUGUCAGGAAUGAUCUGUGUGUGAUCCCUCGUCUCCGUAAAACCACGGGUUGUGUUAUACAUAAUUAUCUAGAAGAUGUCUUAAAGUUUUGUUUUAAAUGCACUUAACAUUUUCUUCUAGAAGUUUUUUUAAUGUUAAUUUAGUAAAUAUUUAUUGUGGUUAAAUUACAUUUGACAAUAAAUGUAAGUUAUAAUAUGAUGGAUUGUGAUAUCACAAGAGUAACUUACAACAUCUUUGAGACUUUAGGACUGUAGCAACUGAACACAAUGAUAGCUCACAAGGGAUAGAUAGUGACAACAUGGACUGAGUUUGGCCACUAAGUUACUUCAUCAUCAGCUGAGUUUGAUGUGAUAUGAGCUGGCUGUUACAACAAACACUGAGGGAUUGUGUACUAGAGAUGACUACAGAGUUGUGUAUUGUGAACAGAGUUUGAUGGAUUAUGAACUCUUUGAUGGACUCUGGACAGACUGAUGGACUCUGGACAGACUGAUGGCUUGUUAGCUGGUGAUGUAACAACAGGGUCUGAUCGACUGUAAACUAGUUAUAUGAUUAUAACAGAGCAUCAGGGAUUUAUUGAAAAUGUCAAUAUAAUUUUAAAAUUUAAAGGCUACUUUUUUAACUGUACGUGCUAGUCAAUAAAAUUUAUAUUUCAACUGACGAUGGUUACUAUUUAAAACAUCUGACAUCAUGAAAUGAUAAAUGUUCAAUUUUAAUUACUGCUGCAUAUGUAGGAUAUGUAUGCAUCCGCAUAUUGAGGCCAGACCUUUUGGAUGCUAAAUUGAUCAUGUUUUGCCUUUCCCGUGGGAAAUUGAACUGAUUUGUGUCAAUAAACACCGAAGAUAUUCAGAUGUGAUUGUAAUGUCUGGAAGGAUAUACAAAGACUGUGAUAAACGGGCUUGUUACAUUGUAAGAUAUUAAAGAAACAGCUUUUGUCAUUCAUAAG